Molecule: messenger RNA, 4810 nt
Organism: Centruroides sculpturatus (bark scorpion)
Lineage: Eukaryota; Metazoa; Arthropoda; Arachnida; Scorpiones; Buthidae
Product: condensin-2 complex subunit D3-like
Exons: 6
Coding region: 40-4428 (1462 amino acids)
Biological process (GO): meiotic chromosome condensation; mitotic chromosome condensation
Cellular component (GO): condensed chromosome, centromeric region
Molecular function (GO): histone binding
Source: RefSeq, a predicted model, not a curated record
GGCAACACGUUUGUGGCGCGCACUUUUUCUCAAUUUAAAAUGGCGAAUACAGGAAGUAUAAUAGAAGAAACGGUUGACGUUUAUACUCAGUUUCCUUACGAAUUAUUAGAAGACGAUUGGGUUAAAGAUCAGUGGGACAAUGGAUUUUUAAACAGUACUAUUGAACUAGCAUCAACAAUCGACCACGACCAACUGGAUAACUUGUUAAAAGAAGCCGUUAACUUAUGCCAUUCGUGGAUUAAGCGUUCUGAAUGUUCGGAUCAGAAUGAAAGCAGUGAUUUAAAUGUAACUCUGUGGUCUACCCUUUUAGAUAAUAAUAUACAGUGGAAAAAACUGCUUGCUCUUAUUUGUAUGUUAACGCAGAGAUCGUCCUCGCAUGGUUUUAAUAUUUCGGAUAAAAUCACCAGUUUAAAUUCUUCUGGACUAUAUUUUGCUCUCUUAGCGAUACCUGGUAGUAAAGCAUUUAGAAUUUAUCAUCCAAAUCUAUUUUCUUUGGCAUUAACAGCUUUGCGCUUACCAAGAGCAAAAAUAUUUUGUAGAAAAAGAGGUGUUCCUAAAGGAAAAACUAAUCCUUCGAAAAAAUCAAAACAAGAUAAUUCAGAUUCACAGUCUAAAGGACGCAGAAGAGAGAAAACAAAUAAUUUAGCCAAUGAAGUUUUUAUUCCCGAAGAAUCCGACGAUGGAAGUUCGGAUAGGCAAAGUGAUAAGUUAGAAAAUGGUUUUGAUGUCGAAGAUGUUGAUUAUUUUGUUAACGUUCUUACUUCUGUCAUGAAAGAUUUUUUAUAUUUAAUGGAAAAUUUUUCGCUUAAAGACGAUAAAAAUUCUGUAGAACAAAUAAUUCAAAUUAUGGUGGAAUUUGUUAGAUUAGAUACAGAAAAUUCUGUGAUUUUAUUUGAUCAGAGAUUUGAAGAUAUGUACCAUAAAAAGAAAAAUGAUUAUCAUGCAGUAACAUUUUAUGCUUAUAAAGUUUUGCUAACGUUAUGUAAUCAAUUGCAUGGGGAUGAUAUGCAAAAUAUUAUCAGUAUUUUUAAAUAUAUAAUGCCAAAUAUUUUAAUGUCAGAUGCUGGAGGUUUUCAAACAAUUCCUCAUAACAUACAAAUAGUGAAAGAUCAUUCUACAUCAUUUAUUUGUUACAUAAUUAAACAUUUUAAAGAAAAUGCUAUUAAAGGUGCUCGUAUUCUUUUACAACAACUCUCUGUUCAAACAAUAGAUAAAGCUGAAUUCAGGGCUAAAGUUUCUCAGGCAAUUACUGUUGUUCUUAAUUGUUUUCCAUUGGAACCCUAUGCUCAAAUGGUAGAAUGGUUUUUUAAAUUAGUCAGACAUGCAAAAGUUAACUAUAGAGUAUGUGCUUUGGAAAUAUUUUCACAUUUACUUUCAGAACAGGAAAAAGAAAUAACUGAUGAGAGUUUACAAUCUUUGAAAUCUGUCCUAUCUCAUAAAAAUAUUAUAUAUUCUAUUCUUAGUAAAUGUAAUGAUAAGGCACCAUCUGUGAGAGCAAAAGCAUUAACAAUAGUAGCAUCUCAGGCUCAAAAAAUUGUGCAUAUAUUAAAUUCAAAAAAUUUAAUACAGAAUGAUCAAAAUUAUAAUGCAGGUAAAGAGGAUCUUAUGGAUGAACAAGAUGACGCUUUUAUGCAGCAAGAAUAUGAUGUCAAAUCUGUAAUGGAAAUGCUAUUGAAAAGAGUAAAAGACACAAAAGUUAAUGUAAGAAAAACUGCUAUUCAGGUGAUGGAAAAAUUUCUGUGUUUGGAUAAAUCAUCUGUUAAUGAAAAAUAUUUGCAGGUAAUACAGGAACAUUGUCGUGAUCCUGCAGUUCUUGUUCGUAAACAAGCUCUUCAUUCUUUAACUAUUAUAUUUGAAACAUAUAAAGAUUCUGAUGUUACCCAACAAUUUUGGAUGAAAGGUGUUUUAUGCCAGCUAUUUGAUGCUGAAGCAUCUAUUCAGGAGAAAUGUUUAGAUAUGAUAGAUUGUAUUUUAUUUCAAAAUUUGACGUUAACUUCUAAUAAUGUACUUCAACAUGAAGUUGCAUGGAAAAUUUUAAAUUUUAUUGCAUAUGGAAAAUAUCAAGAUUUUCAGCGUUACUUGCAGAAGGCUAUUCAUUUAUUGGUCAAAAAGGGAAAAAUAAAAGAGUCCAUGGUAACUCAUUUGAAAUGUCAUGUUGGAGGUUCUAAUGAUCCUGCUGUAUGGUUACUUCUUGCAUCAUUUGCUCUUUAUUUAGAUUUUCAUGACACAAAUUUUAUUUUAAAUUAUUGGGAAGAAUGUAAAGAGAAUAAGAAAUCCAUUUGUACUUCAACAUUACAAAGAAUAAUAAAAGUAAUUGGACAUCUUGCUAAUACAUUUCAUAAGGAAAAACUAGAAAUAAUUAAAGACGAUCUUGAAUUACAGAUAAAAAAAUUUCUAUGUAUACCAGAAUUAAUUGCUUCAAGUGUUGAAACAUUAUGUAAUAUUUACAUUGCAUUAUAUAGUCAGAGCACAGAAAAUCAAAAAAAAAUAAAAUCAUUCAGUAAGGAAGUUAUUACAGAUUGUGAUACAUAUUUAUCUAGUGUAAUUUUAGAGAAGUUGGAUGAUAUAAAUUCUUAUACUGAAGAACAAAUAAUAAAAAGACUGUUUACCUUAGGUGAAUUAGCACAGCUCUCUCCCAAUAGCAUACCAUCACGUUUAUUUUUAAUAAUUCAAAGUGUUGUUGCUUCUGGUUUCAAUGAUGAUAUAGAUUCUAACCAAAAAAGCCAAGCAAAUUCUCAAUCUAAUACUAUAGUUCCAUCUCAAUAUAAUGGAAACAAAAUUACAUCUAAGGUACGAGCACAUGCCUUCAUUGCUCUUGGUAAGCUGUGCUUGCAGAAUGAAAAUUUUGCAAAAAAGUCAAUUGCAGCUCUUGCAAAAGAAUUAGUUUCUUCUUCUGAUCCUAUUAUCAGAAAUAAUAUUGUCAUCAUUAUGGCAGAUCUUAGUGUCAGAUAUACAUUACUUGUUGAUCCUUAUAUAUCUUCAAUAACAGCAUGUCUGAAGGAUUCUUCACCCUUUGUACGAAAGCAAACUUUGAUUCUUUUAACCCAGCUUUUACAAGAAGAUUAUAUAAAAUGGAAAGGUACUUUAUUUUUUCGUAUGCUAAUUACUUUAAUAGACGAAAACAAUGAAAUUCAGAAUUUCGUCAGAUACAGUUUGGGCCAUUUGUUAUUACAAAGACAUCCUCAUAUGUUUUUUCAACAUUUUGUAGAAUCUAUAUUUUUUUAUAAUUGCUAUACUUCUCAUUCUUCUUACAACAAAUUCACACAGAGGAAGGAAGAAGUAGAGUUAUUUGCAUUGAAUGGUCCUAAAAAUAAAUGCAACAGAAUGAUAUUAUAUAAAUUUAUGUUAGAAAAUAUGAAGGAUGAAGAGAGAUUUAAACUGAAUUUGAAAUUAUGUCAAGAUAUUUUAAGUGCUGUACCAGAAACAAUUCCUUUAAAUCAGGAGAGUGCAGGUCUUCUUCAGGAUGCACUUUCAAUUUUAUGUUGUGAUGAAAUCAAAUUAACAACACUCACAUCAUCUGUCCAGGAUGAAGUGGAAGAUGGUGAUGUAGCUGCAGCUAUUGUAGCUACUGCACAAAAGACAAUUAUUUCACAUAUGGUAAAGAAGAAUGUUAUUGAAAAUAUUGUCCCUAUUGUAAUAGCAUUAAAGCAUAUAUUUGAAAAAGUUAAAUCUCCUUUACUGAAAGAUCUCAUGUUGUUUAUGAGAGAAUUACUGAAAGAUUAUAAAAAUGAACUUAAAGAGAUUAUGGCAGCAGAUAAGCAAUUAGCCAAAGAAAUAGAAUUUGAUCUUCGUAGAUUUGAACAAAAUCAGGAAGAAGAAAUGCAAGAAGUUACUAAUGUGCAACAAGAAGACAAGAACAAAGGAGAAAAAUCAAUAAAAGAAAAAGUUCCUCAAAAAGAAUUAGGAACUGUAAAAACACCACGAAAAAAUUCAGGCACACAACAGGAUUAUCCAGAUAAAACACCUGUAAAUGAAGUAAUGAAUAGAAGAAAUAGUUCUGCAUCUAUUUUAAAUUCUGUUAGAAUAGCAAAAAAAUUAGUUGAAGAAGUAGCUAAACGAAAAAAUGCAACAACAAUAAUUCCUCAUCAAAAUGAGAAAUCCAAUAUAUUACAAAAGAGAUUUUAUUCAGAAUUAUGUAUUAAAAAUCCAGUAAUAUCUUUGGAAAGGAUAGAUAAAAAAGUACUAGAACUGUCAAAUUUAACCCCACGAAUUUGUUUACAAAGAAAUAUUUUAUGUCAGACACCUAAAGCUCUUAGUAAAAUCAAUACAAAACCAAAAACUUUAUUUCAAGUUACAAGCACUCCUUCAGGUGAAAAAAACAAAACUCUUCAAAUGCAAAAUGACAUUAGUGCCAUAUGUGCCUCACCAAAUGCAACAGCUCAAGAUAUAAAUUGUAAUGAUUUGUCUCACAUAGAUUUUACACAGUAAGAAUUAUCAAAAAAAUGUGAAUGUAUUAUCCAAUGAAAUAUGUAUAAUAGCACUUGUGUUUAUAUAAAAUUUCUUAAUUCAUUUUUGUUAUAUAGUUCUCUUAUUUUAGUCAUUUAAUUAAGUAAUUUGACUUUUGUCUUUUUAUAUUAUGAGAAUUUAAAAUUUAUAUUUAAAGAGUUGGAUACUAAGUUUGGGGUUUUGUUAAAAGUGUAUUAAAACAUAAUUUUUUAUUUGUAUUGUGAAUUGAAUUUUUUCGUGUAAGUCCAAUAAUAAUUUAUUUUUUAAUAUAUAAUAAUAAAUUUUAAAAAUUUAAUUUUAAAAUAUUUGUACUGUCAGUUUAAAAUGACAGGUAUUUGAUCUCCAUAUUUUAAAUUUAAAAGUU